Cercospora beticola is the source of this 1861-nucleotide messenger RNA. Its product is annotated as Zn(II)2Cys6 transcription factor domain-containing protein. Lineage: Eukaryota; Fungi; Ascomycota; Dothideomycetes; Mycosphaerellales; Mycosphaerellaceae. The record is from RefSeq and is a predicted model, not a curated record. Gene Ontology annotation, molecular function: zinc ion binding; DNA-binding transcription factor activity, RNA polymerase II-specific. Gene Ontology annotation, biological process: regulation of DNA-templated transcription.
AUGGAAUUCGUGCGCCUCUCCACGGCAAGCUCGCAAGACCUAGCACGCUUCGGCCCAUCCUCAUCAAGGAUCCCAGCCACCAGGUUAUGCGGCGAUAGAACGGACGUCAAGAGAUUCUGGAGGGGCGAUGCCUUUCCGAGGCAGGCCCUCGCGCGGAUGUGAGACCUGUCGACGCCGGAAGAUAAAGUGUGACUUACGUGAAUCUGGCUGUGAGAAGUGCGAGAAGGCAGGAUGGAAGUGUGAGGGAUAUCGGGACCUCACCUCUCUAUUGUUCCAUGAUGAGAGCGACCGUAUCAUCAAGAAGGUUCACGCCCAGAAGGGUACUCGACGCCGCAUAGAAGAUGACGCUACCGCCGCCUCCACUGCAGCUGCCACGGCACUACCAAGUCCACAGUCAUCAGCAGUAUCUGAAGCACCGAGCGAAGAAGAACUGCAGCUUACUCCCCAAGUUUCGGUGGUACAGGUGCCUCGCUUUGGAAGUGGAAUCAUCACGCCCACCUCACCACGACCACCACCAGUGAGUUUUCAUGCUGGCCUCGAUGAUCUGGCGAUUGCCCAAUUCUUCGAGAAGUAUGUGUAUAAGUACCAUGAUAAAAGAGAUCAAUGGGACAUUGAUGUCGGCAAUGGCUGCCUCAUGGCAGCUGUCAAAGCCCUUGGCACCGUGGACGCUGUCAAGAAUAUGGGCCAAGGGCGGAUGCUGGAGCCUGAAGCCCAGAAGCGUUACGUUUCUGCUAUCCAAAAGAUCAACACUGCCCUACAGGAUCCACAAGGUCGGACUCAAGACAGCACAUUGUUGGCCAUCACUAUACUGGGCGUCUUCGAAUGCGUCUCUGGCUUUCAACGAAACUUGGACUCCUGGCGGGAGCAUGUCAAUGGGGCAGCGUCUUUGCUACAACUGCGCGGUAGCGAGCAGUUCAAGACUCAGACGGGAUGCCGCCUCUUCCUCCAAACUUGUACGAACCUCAUCAUGAGCUGUCUGAGCAGACGACUGCCAAUCCCAGCCCACGUGCGUGCUAUGCAGAAGAUCGCAGAAAGUUUCAUACCUAACCCUCGCGAGAGUGUCUGGCGUUUCCAUCUGGCCAGUCUCAAGAUCGCAGAUCUGAACAGCCGCUUACUGCCUGGUAACUACCCAGUAUCGUCAGAGCAAGCGCAACUCAUCAUUGAUGACGCUCUCUUCCUUUACGCUGAACUGGAAUCCAUCUUAGCUGACGCCCCUCCCAAUUGGAAACCUCACUACGUUGCUGCAACGGGACGUAUGGUAUACUCCGACUACUAUUAUGUCUUCGACAGCUAUGUCAUAGCACAGAUCAUCUGCGGUAAUUGGAGCUUUCGAAUCAUGCUCAUCGACAUUCUACGAAAGGCACUGGUAAAUUUACGAACCUCAGGAAGAAAAGUCAAUCCAGAACAGUUGGACAAGAUACAGUUUUACAUGAGCACCAUCAGACAGUUGCAGUUGAGCAUCUUGGCUGUUAUACCUCAGCACUUGAGUCACACCUUUCCGAUCAUACAUGCGCCGGAUUCGAGUGGUCAGGCGCAAGAUCAGCUUGUGGACUUCAACUCGCGAGACCAUCACCCCUUCAAGCAAGCUGAAAAGGAUCGUGGUACUUUACCGUGGGUCAGGAUGUCAGGAGGCUAUCAAACUCAGUUCCCUCUCUUCACCGCGGGCGCUGCUGACCCCAUGGGUGGUCCGAUUCGGACAUGGGUCAUUGGGGUAUUGAAGACGUUACAUCAGACUUUGGGAAUUCAGCAGGCGGCAAUACUGGCCAGUCAACUCGAACAAGGUGAUGACUCUGGCUCUGGAAUUCCCGAGGACAUGUGGCAUUGCACUUUACCGCCCUAAGAAUCGCGCUUUCGACACCAA